AUGCAGGAGAAGAAACCACUCAUCCCGAAGCCUUCCAACAAGCCGCGAUACGUACUCGUCAUACAUGGCGGUGCGGGCACAAUGUCUAGAGAGGCUUCCACGCCUGAGCGGGAAGCGCGGUACAAGACCGCGUUGAGCAGUGCUCUCCGCGCCGGACACGCGGUAUUGCAAGAUGGUGGAGAGGCAAUGGACGCGGCCGUCGCAGCCGUCAUGUCCAUGGAAGACUGCCCGCUCUUUAACUCUGGCAAGGGUGCUGUCUUCAACGUAGUAGGUCAGAACGAGCUUGAGGCCUCUAUCAUGCUAUCCAGGCCACCCUCUUCACAUCCAAAGAUCCCACACAAGAGACGUGGAUUUUCAUUGACCCUUCUCACACGCACACGCAACCCAUCUCACAUGGUCAGAGAGCUCUAUCUUUCUCCACAGAGCUCUCCACACCCAUUUCUUUCCGGUGCCGCAGCUGAAACUGUUGGCGAGACACUGGGCGAACAACUCGUAGACCCUUCAUAUUUUUUUACCGAGGCACGCUGGCGUGAACACCGACGUGGGCUCGGGCUGCCCGAAACCCCCUUCCCUCCAGGACAUGUCCUGUCUUCUCCACCGUCAGAGCUAAACCUAGACCAAUUGCCGACCGGCACGGUGGGUGCUGUCGCGCUUGAUGUGCACGGCUGCAUCGUUGCGGUGACCUCAACCGGUGGCCGGACGAACAAGAUGGCAGGAAGAAUCGGCGACACGCCGCAUAUGGGGGCUGGAUUUUGGGCGGAAGAGUGGAAGACAGAAGGGUGGAUCCGCCGUACCUGGAACAAGGCACUGGGACGGAAGAGUAAACAGGCCGUCGGUGUGUCUGGCACUGGGGAUGGGGAUUACUUCAUCCGACAGAACACCGCUUGUACGCUUGCCCGUCGUAUGCAGUACUUACACGAGCCAUUGUCUAAGGCAGCACAAUAUGCCGUGGAUGAUCUUCGCAGAGUCGGAGGUGACGGCGGUCUUAUCGCGGUCGAUAGUGAAGGACAUGUCGCGAUGCCUCUGAACUGUCCUGGCAUGUAUCGCGGGUUGAUUGGAGUGGACGGUAUCCCAAAAACAGCAAUCUUUAGCGAUGAAGAGCUAUCGUAA
Messenger RNA from Heterobasidion irregulare TC 32-1, 1110 nucleotides. Its product is annotated as threonine protease T2. The transcript is spliced from 5 exons. NCBI's taxonomy places the organism in Eukaryota, Fungi, Basidiomycota, Agaricomycetes, Russulales, Bondarzewiaceae. The record is from RefSeq and is a predicted model, not a curated record. The coding region runs from base 1 to 1110 and encodes 369 amino acids. Gene Ontology annotation, molecular function: hydrolase activity.